This is a messenger RNA of Salvelinus sp. IW2-2015, 2368 nucleotides long. NCBI's taxonomy places the organism in Eukaryota, Metazoa, Chordata, Actinopteri, Salmoniformes, Salmonidae. The record is from RefSeq and is a predicted model, not a curated record.
GUCUUCUCUACGGAGUAGUUUUGUUAACCGCACAACGCAUCGUUUGCGGUACGGUUUUUGAAGCAUAAGGAUCUUAUCUUUCAUAUCAGCGAGAAAUAAUAAUACAAGGAAAGGUUAAAUAGAUACACCUUUUUAUCGGGCUUAGGGUUAACUCAGUGUUCCAACAUGACCAUAUCGCCAUGUUACAGUGCUUGUUUACGGAAAACAGACGUGCUAAUUAGCUAUCUAACUUAGUGUGCUAAAAACACCUGUUUCUAAGCAUAACUCGGGAAGUUUAUCCGAAGUGUAGUUUUGUGGAUUGAGGCACCCGUAGAUGUUUGGAUCUGUGCAAAACUGCUACAGUAAGUAUAUAUACUUUAAUUUGAAGGAUUAUUUCUCGCAUAUGAAAGAUGAGGGCCAUAUGUUUCGAAAGCUAUAUCACAAGCGAUGAUUAUUGACGUUUCUGAACAAUAAAAAACAGCGUUGGGAUUGUAGUUCACAUGAGCCAGUCGUGGGCGAAGCAGAAGGCUGAAAACAGUAGAAGGCAGAAUGCUGCCUACAGUUUGAGAGCUAGACAGCUACAUCAUAAUUAGCUAACCCAUUUGGAAUUGCAAUUUCCUGCUGUGCCACGUAUCAACUGACUGAAACUAGGAUUCCACCUGUGUGGAAGUAACCCAACUGCAUGUGCCAGUGAGUGACUGAGAGAUCUACUGCAUCUGUAAAGAUCUGUGUCUGUAGGCCCGGCAGCCAUGUCUCGGAAGCAGACAGGAAAGCCAGUGCGUGGCGGAAAUAGGAAGUGUGAUGCAGAGCGGAAGCGGGAUGAGCGGUCUGCGCGCAGGGCAAUCGCAAAAGACCGUAAGAACCGGCCCCAGGACAGGGAUGAUGGAGAGGAGUUCGUCAGCUUCUCCAACCAGCUCCAUGCGCUGGGACUCAAACUGAGAGAGGUGCCUGGAGAUGGUAAUUGCCUGUUCCGGGCUCUGGGUGACCAGUUGGAGGGACAUUCUCGGGGACACCUGCGCCUGCGCCAGGAGACUGUGCAGUACAUGAUGUCACACCGGCAGGACUUUGAGCCCUUUGUGGAGGAUGAUGUGCCCUUCGCACAGCAUUUGUCAAACCUCUCCCAGCCUGGCACUUUUGCUGGCAAUGAUGCCAUCGUGGCGUUCGCCCGCAGCCAACAGCUUAAAGUGGUCAUUCAUCAGCUCAACACCCCACUGUGGGAGAUAAAUGGCUCUGAGAAGCUGGUUGGCCGAGAGCUACAUAUUGCCUAUCGCUAUGGAGACCAUUACGACAGUGUAAGACCAUUCGGUGACAACUCUGAGAGCCCUGCUCAGCUGCGUAUAGAGAAUCUACAUCAUUCGAGUGGGCAGCGUGAGUUUGGUGACAGCCAGACAGACAGACCGAAAUCCCCCUCGCCCACCUCCUCAGAGGAGGACAAUGUGAUCCUAAAUUCCCUGAAGAACAUGGGCCCGAACUGUGAAGAGGAGAAUCUGUUCCUGCUGAGUGUCGCCACAAUCAACGCUGAGUGGCUGUUGGAUUCUGAGCUAUCAGCCCAAGUGUGUCACGGCCAGUGUGCCUCGGGAUCAUGCUCUGCGUGUAGAGAGGCAGCGACAGAAUGCAGUGAUCACAAACUUCCACCUGAUGGAGGCAACCUACACAAAUCCAAGGCUUCAAACAAGCAGAGGAAAGAGCAGCAGCACUUGGUGAAGAAAAAGCGACAAGAGGAAAGACAUCGACAGAAGGUUCUUCAGAGCAAAGGAACACCUGACCAGAACCUCUCGGAGCCGGUCACUCUAGUGCCAGCUCUAAAUACACUUAGUAUAUAGACAGAGCAUGGCCAAAUAAAGCAGCGGUUGACAAUGUUUUGCACACAGAAUCAAUCUCAAUCACAUUGGAUGACUUUCAUAUACCCUUUAGUUUCUUUGCAAAUGUAUAGUGCCUGCGAUAGGGUGUGUGUGAAUGUGUUCAGGGUUGUGGUUGACUAUGAGGAUGUUGGUUGGUGACCCAGGAUGGUGUACAUAGUUUCCUCUGUAGAGUCAAUACAGUGUGUCUCUUUCUAUGCUGGUGAAUGAGGGAUGAUGUUGACAUUGACCAUUCAGUACAUCUUGGCAUCUGAGUUCGUUUUGUGUUGAAUUUCUCUGAUUACAGCCAAAGAAGAAAGGAAAGGGAAGAGAGAGACAUCAUUGUAAACAGAAUGAAAUGUUUUGUGAACAAUACUGAAAUUGUUUAGGUGACUUGUAAUGAAUUUAUAUUUUAUCUGGUUAAUGGCAGUUCCAGUAUUAUUGAUCAGGUUUAAAGAAAUGUUAAUUUGGGAGAUUUGCUUAUGAAUGAUUGUGAAGCACUCUGUCUGGUAUGACAUGUAAUGUGGCAAUAAAUGAACAUCUUUACAGUA